AUGGAUCACGCUCACCACACCAAUGUCGCAUCCGCAGUUACCCAUCAAAAUAUAGAACACAAUAUGCCUGGAAUGGAAGACAGAUGCUCCAUGAACAUGCUUUUCACUUGGGAUUGGAAGAACACCUGUAUUGUAUUUAAAUGGUGGCAUAUUAAGACAGAAACGGGUUUUGUUAUGUCACUCCUUGCCAUUGUAUUAUUGGGAGCAUUAUACGAGUUUGUCAAAGCAUGGUUCAGUAAAUGGGAAAGAAACGAAUUGGCAACAUUGAGUGCUUCCAAUACUUCAACAGCAACACAAGAAAAAAGAUUCAAAAUCAAAAGAGGAGCUUUGUAUGGUUUUCAAGUGAUUUAUUCUUUUUGGUUGAUGUUGGUGUUUAUGACUUAUAAUGGAUGGUAUAUGUUAGCUGUUGGUGUCGGUGCUGGUAUAGGUAACUGUCUAUGGGGGUGUCCCAGUGAAUCCAGUUCAUCGAGAAGUUUAUCUUGCCACUAG
Molecule: messenger RNA, 489 nt
Organism: Candida dubliniensis CD36
Lineage: Eukaryota; Fungi; Ascomycota; Pichiomycetes; Serinales; Debaryomycetaceae
Gene: CTR2
Product: low-affinity Cu transporter
Exons: 1
Coding region: 1-489 (162 amino acids)
Biological process (GO): copper ion transmembrane transport
Cellular component (GO): membrane
Molecular function (GO): copper ion transmembrane transporter activity
Source: RefSeq, a predicted model, not a curated record